Molecule: messenger RNA, 8269 nt
Organism: Hypanus sabinus (Atlantic stingray)
Lineage: Eukaryota; Metazoa; Chordata; Chondrichthyes; Myliobatiformes; Dasyatidae
Gene: bmpr1ba
Product: bone morphogenetic protein receptor, type IBa
Exons: 11
Coding region: 204-2096 (630 amino acids)
Biological process (GO): cellular response to growth factor stimulus; BMP signaling pathway; dorsal/ventral pattern formation
Cellular component (GO): plasma membrane; signaling receptor complex
Molecular function (GO): ATP binding; transforming growth factor beta receptor activity, type I; SMAD binding
Source: RefSeq, a predicted model, not a curated record
GUAUGGACUAAUCAGAGACCAGGACCUGUUUAGUUGUGGCAGUGAUUGACUUUUUCAGUGGGAGUUUUGUACUGCCUCCUAGCUGACCUGGAUCCCUUUAGCAGACAUGGGCAGGAUUGGGGAAAUUUGCUAUUUUUCAGUACUUUGCUUUUGGAGCCUUUUGCUGGUUGCAACAGUUAAUUGGUUUGUGUUUGAGUUAAAAAAUGCCAUUAGAAUACGUUCAUCUAGAGUGCAUGCUCUCUGUACCACUAUGUAGUCCAUACACUCCUGUAUCUGAAGCUAACUGCCCUAUCCAAAGACUUUAUCUUGACCUGUCUACUGGGGCCCAAUCUUCCAACAGCCAAUUUCUAACAAUCUUCUCUUCCUCAUUUUCAUCUCCUCAGGCUUCUGACAGAGUUCCACUCAGCGGCAGUUUAACUGAUCAGUGCUCCAGCCCUUCAUCAAAGCUAAAGACAGGAAGCAGGCGACACUCCAGAGGGCACCCACAUACCAAGGUGAUGGUUUGGCUUGCAGAUCCACGUUGGCAGGUUCUUGUGUCCCUAUUUGUGCUGCUCUCGCUACACAACAGAGGUAACUGCCUUGACAACAUGCUUCUACGAAGUACAGGGAAGCUAAGCGUGGAAAACAAGGGGGGAUACGGCGACAGCACGGUAUCGACACCUCCUCAGAGGGAUCUGUGGUGCCAUUGUCACCACCAUUGCCCAGAAGAGUCUGUCAACAACACCUGCAAAACAGAUGGUUACUGUUUCACCAUCAUGGAGGAGGGUGAUUCAGGCGGCCAUGUCAUCACCUCUGGGUGUCUGGGCAAGGAGGGUUCAGACUUCCAGUGUCGGGACACUCCCAAGUCAUCCCAGCGGCGAGCCAUCGAAUGUUGCACCGAUCGAGAUUUCUGCAAUCGAGAUCUGCACCCUACGCUUCCACCCCAAGAUAUGAGAGAUUUUGUCGAUGGAAGCACACAUCACUUGGCCCUGCUGAUCUCUGUUACUGUUUGCAGCAUCAUUCUUGCACUGCUCAUUAUUUUCUUCUACUUCAGGUAUAAGAGGCAAGAUGAAAGGCCGAGAUACAACAUGGGCAUCGAGCAGGAUGAGACUUUCAUUCCAGCAGGUGAAUCCCUCAAAGAUCUGAUUGAGCAGUCUCAAAGCUCAGGCAGUGGCUCCGGGCUCCCUCUUCUGGUACAAAGGACGAUAGCAAAACAGAUUCAGAUGGUGAAACAGAUUGGAAAAGGCCGUUAUGGCGAAGUCUGGAUGGGGAGGUGGCGAGGUGAGAAAGUUGCCGUGAAAGUCUUCUUCACCAUGGAAGAAGCAAGCUGGUUCAGGGAGACGGAGAUAUAUCAGACUGUGCUCAUGAGGCACGAGAACAUCCUCGGUUUUAUUGCUGCUGAUAUCAAGGGAACGGGGUCAUGGACACAGCUGUACCUGAUCACAGAUUACCAUGAAAAUGGCUCUCUCUAUGACUAUUUAAAGUCCACUACCCUUGACACGAAAGCCAUGCUGAAGUUAGCAUACUCUACUGUCAGUGGACUGUGCCACCUGCACACGGAGAUCUUUGGCACUCAGGGAAAGCCAGCCAUUGCUCAUCGGGACUUGAAAAGCAAAAACAUCCUAGUGAAGAAAAACGGAAUGUGCUGUAUCGCAGACCUGGGUUUGGCUGUUAAAUUUAUCAGUGACACUAAUGAAGUAGACAUACCGCUCAACACCAGAGUCGGCACAAAGCGAUACAUGGCUCCAGAGGUGCUGGAUGAGAGUCUUAACCGUAAUCAUUUCCAAUCAUACAUCAUGGCAGAUAUGUACAGUUUUGGACUGAUUUUAUGGGAGAUAGCUCGACGUUGUGUGUCUGUAGGGAUUGUUGAAGAAUACCAAUUACCAUAUCAUGACUUGGUGCCCAGCGAUCCAUCCUUCGAAGAUAUGAGAGAAGUUGUGUGCAUCAAGAGGCUGAGACCAUCGUUCCCCAACAGAUGGACCAGUGAUGAGUGUCUGAGACAAAUGGGUAAAGUUAUGAGUGAAUGCUGGGCCCACAACCCAGCCUCCCGGCUAACAGCCCUACGAGUGAAGAAGACCUUGGCCAAAAUGUCCGAGUCCCAAGACAUAAAGCUCUGAUGUCACCCCAGAACUCCAUAGUUCCAGAGGACCCUUGUGUAGCACCUGACCCACACAACGAGAGGGAGGUGUGACCUCUCGAUCCUUUUCAAAUAUUUUCCUUCUUGUUGUCUUGUUCGCGAUGCCAUUGAGUUGGCACAGCCGUAAGGGAGGACUGCACUGUCCAAAUCACCAGGAACGGGCUGCAGGAGCAUUCAUGGGGUUUUCUGUUUUUUUUUGUCUAUGCUUGCAUCUAGCAACAGGUUUCAGAGAUCAGUGCAAUGGAGAUUGCGUGCUUUGCUUUCUGUGAAAGCUGCUCACGUCAUUUUUUAAAAAGUAUUAAGCAUUGCAAGACAGGUGGCAGUUUAAGUCUGUUCUGAAUUGUGCAUAAGCUGAGUAGGUUGCUCACCCUGUUAACUCCAAGCAUGUCUUCACCAAGAUGCUAUCUGUUUAACUUACUCAAGCUUUUGAGAACUGAGGGCUGGGAGCUGGAAAACCCAACUGCACCGUGAUCUGCUUCCUUAACCCAAGCUGAUUUGAAGACGGAGGAUCUACUCAGAAGCUCCAGUGGAUUCCACAAUUGUCAGCUUUGAACUGAAGUGUUUUGUUGAGAUCCUUUUAUGGGAUUUGACCAUCAUGGGCAAUACCAGAGUUGAUUUCCUCUCCCCAGUUGGCCUUGAGGAGGGGUAGUGUGCCAUCUCCUUGAAAGGCUGCAGUCCGUACACUGAAAAUGCUUCCAUAGUGCUGAUGGACAAAUUCCAGGAUUUGGACCCAGCCACUGCAAAGGAGUGGUGAAGUAUUCCUAAGUCAUAAUGUGGAACACCUUGGAAAGGAAUCUGCAGGGAGCGAUGUUUCCAUGUGCCUGCUGCCCUUGUACAUCUUGGUAUUAGAGCAAUCGGCUUAGAAGAUGCUGUUAGAAUAGCCAAGUGUACACACUGAAAUAACGACGGUGCAUUUGUAUUGGCAUACACCGAAGCCACAGCAUGCCAUGGACAUAGGGAAUGAGUGUUUCGGGUGAUGGUUCAGUACCAGCCAAGUGUUCUGAUUUGUCCUGGAUGGUGCUGAGAUUUUCACUUUUUAUAACUAACAAAUAAUUGGAGAUGGACACCUCUAACAGGAGCUGAAGGCUAAAGAUCAUGCAAGAAAUGUAGAGUUUAGCGGAAAUCCACAGACAUAUACACUGCUGGGCUGAUUUCUUUAACUUCCUGUAAUUUUUCUCCCCUUCCAUUUCUCUCUUUUUCCAUUGCCCAUUCUGGCUUCCCUCUUACUCCUUCUCUGUGCAAGAUGUUUGUAGUCUGUUGUAGUCUCCUCUCAAGAAGACAUAUCCCAAAACUCCAGCGCAUCACCUUCAGAGAGCAGGACAAGGGAGGUGUUUUCGCUGAGUCAAUAAAUGAAGGCCCACUCUCUCUAAAAUGAUCACAUAGUGUUCUGCUGAAGAGAAGAGGUAUUAUCCAUGUUCACUCUUAACACCAUUAAAAUCAGACCAGUCUUUCUGAUGAAGGUGCUCCUACUAUGCUGACGGACAUGGUAUUCCAGCAUCCACUCCAAUAAUAGAAUGGAAAUACCUUUCCAAAAGGCAGGAGUAAUCAAUAUGGCAGGGGUGGGAAAUUUGGUAGCAUUUCUGAUUCAUUGUUUUCCCAAGUCUUUAGGGGUCAGGGUUAAAGGUUAAAACAAAAAACUAUAUAGUAUAGUGAAAUGCUGUUCGACUCAAGAUGUCAUUACUGAUUAUGAUAUCACUUUAAACUAACUCCAUUUAGCUGCAUGUGAUCUUUAUCCUUGCAUUCCCUGCCUGUUCGUGUGGCAAUGCCUCUGAAUGCUGUAAUUCGACUUGCUUCAACUAUCAUGCCUGGUCCAGGCAGCUACCUCUCUCUGCUGAAAAACUUAUCUCACAAAUCUCCUUCAAGCUUCCCCCCCCCCAACCCCCCCCAGCGCUGGAGAGAAAAGUGGCUCUAAGUCUAUGCUUCUCAGAAUUUAUACAUUUCUAUCAGAAGUGGACAAUUCAGCUCCUCAGUCCAUUUUGCCUGGUCAUUUCAUCCAAAUCAUUGAUACAGAGGGUGAACAGUGGGGUCCCAGCACCCAGCAGUUGAAGUGAAAGGGUACAGUUGAGAAGUGAAGCAGGCCCCACAUCUUAACAUCAGUUCUAAUGUUAGUCGGGGGUAAUAGUUAACAUUUCACUGAAGGGAAUGUGUAUCAGAAGGGUGCAACAUAGUUCUAGUAACCAGUGAAUUACAUAAUGGCUUUGCAUCAUACAUCUAUGGAUCAUAAUUAAUCAGUUUACAAAGUUUCUCCACCCUUUGUUGUUGCUCAUGCUUAGAAGUUGGUAUUGUGUCUUUGGCCAAUAAGGGAUAUAUUUGUCACUAAAAUGAUCCGAGAGGAGAGUGACCCAGUCUAGACAAAUGGAUCAGGGUGCUAAUGGUGAGGCUAUGCCACACCUCUGACUUUGAAAGAAAAACUCUGCUGAAAGAUCUAAUGAUCUCAGUGGCUUGAACCUACUGUUGAAGUCAGAAGUUUACAUACACCUUAGCCAAAUACAUUUAAACUGAGUUUUUCACAAUUCCUUACAUUUAAUCCUAGAAAAUAUUCCUUGCCUUAGGUCAGUUAGGAUCACUACUUUAUUUUAAGAAUGUGAAAUGUCAGAAUAAUAGUAGAGAGAAUGAUUUAUUUCAGUUUUUAUUUCUGUCAUCACAUUCCCAGUGGGUUAGAAGUUUACAUACACUUUGUUAGUAUUUGGUAGCAUUAAAUUGUUUAAUUUGGGUCAAAUGUUUUGGGUAGCCUUCCACAAGCUUCUCACAAUAAUUUGCUGUAAUUUUGCUCCAUUCCUCCAGACAGAACUGGUGUAACUGAGUCAGGUUUGUAGGCCUCCUGGCUCGCACAUACUUUUUCAGUUCUGCCCACAAAUUUUCUAUAGGAUUGAGGUCAGGGCUUUGUGAUGGCCACUCCAAUACCUUGACUUUGUUGUCCUUAAGCAAUUUUGCCACAACUUUGGAGGUAUGCUUGGGGUCAUUGUCCAUUUGGAAGACCCAUUUGUGACCGAACUUUAACUUCCUGGCUGAUAGAAACAGAAAAUAGGUGCAGGAGUAGGCCAUUCAGCCCUUCGAGCCUGCACCGCCAUUCAGUAUGAUCAUGGCUGAUCAUCCAACUCAGAACCCUGUACCUGUUUUCUCUCCCUACCCCCUGCUCCCUUUAGCCACAAGGGCCAUAUCUAACUUCCUCUUAAAUAUAGCCAAUGAACUGGCCUCAACUGUUUCCUGUGGCAGAGAAUUCCACAGAUUCACCACUCUCUGUGUGAAGAAGUUUUUCCUCACCUGGGUCCUAAAAGGCUUCCCCUUUAUCUUUAAACUGUGACCCCUCGUUCUGGACUUACCCAACUUCGGAAACAAUCUUCCUGCAUCUAGCCUCUCCAAUCCCUUUAGAAUUUUAUAUGUUUCAAUAAGAUCCACCCUCAAUCUUCUAAAUUCCAGUGAGUAUAAGCCUAGUCGAUCCAGUCUUUCUUCAUAUGAAAGUCCUGCCAUCCCAGGAAUCAAUCUGGUGAACCUUCUUUGAACUCCCUCUAUGGGAAGAAUGUCUUUCCUCAGAUUAGGGGACCAAAACUGCACACAAUAUUCUAGUUGCGGUCUCACCAAGGCCUUGUACAAUUGCAGUAGAACCUCCCUGCUCCUGUACUCAAAUCCUUUUGCUAUGAAUGCCAACAUACCAUUUGCCUUUUUCACCACCUGCUGUACCUACAUGCCCACCUUCAAUGACUGGUGUACAAUGACACCCAGGUCUCGUUGCAUCUCCCCUUUUCCUAAUCGGCCACCGUUCAGAUAAUAAUCUGUUUUCUUGUUCUUGCAACCAAAGUGGAGAACCUCACAUUUAUCCACAUUAAAUUGCAUCUGCCAUGAAUUUGCCCACUCACCCAACCUAUCCAAGUGUUGAUGUUGAUGUCUUGAGAUGUUGUUUCAAUAUAUCCACAUAAUUUUCCUUCCUCAUGAUGUCAUCUAUUUUGUGAAGUGCACCAGUCCCUCCUGCAGCAAAGCACCCCCACAACAUGAUGCUGCCACCCCCAUGCUUCAAGGUUGGGAUGGUGUUCUUCGGCUUGCAAGCCUCACCCUUUUUCCUCCAAACUUAACAAUAGUCAUUAUAGCCAAACAGUUCAGAUUUUGUUUCAUCAGACCAGAGGACAUUUCUCCAAUAUGAAAGAUCUUUGUCCCCAUGUGCACUUGUAAACUGUAGUCUGGCUUUUUAAUGGCAGUUUUGGAGCAGUGGCUUCUUCCUUGCUAAGCAGCAUUUCAGGUUAUGUCGAUAUAGGGCUUGUUUUACUGUGGAUAUAGAUACUUGUCUACCUGUUUCCUCCAGCAUCUUCACAAGGUCCUUUGCUGUUGUUCUGGGAUUGAUUUGCACUUUCCAUGCCAAAGUACAUUCAUCUCUAGGAGACAGAAUGCGUCUCCUUCCUGAGCGGUAUGACGGCUGCGUGGUCCCAUUGUGUUUAUAUUUGCGUACUAUUGUUUGUACAGAUGAAUGUGGUACCUUCAGGCAUUUGGAAAUUGCCCCCAAGGAUGAACCAGACUUGUGGAGGUCCACAAUUUUUUUUUCUGAAGUCUUGGCUGAUUUCUUCUGAUUUUGUUUGUAAACUUCUGACUUACUGGAAUUGUGCCUUAGUCAAUUAAAAGUGAAAUAAUCUGCCUGUAAACAAUUGUUGGAAAAAUUACUCAUGUCAUGCACAAAAUAGAUGUCCUCAAUGUCUUGCUAAAACUAUAGUUUGCUAAUAUAAAAUCUGUGGAGUGGUUAAACAAUGAGUUUUAAUGACUUCAACCUAAGUGUAUGUAAACUUCUGACUUCAACUGUACAUACUCCUCAACGUCAAUUUCUGUCAAGUCUCAGUUUGAUGAGAUUCCUGACACUCAGAGUUGUCAUCAAGCUGGCUGGACAGCCAAUUGCAUAAAAUAAUUAUUUGGCUAAAAAAAGCACAAUUGUAAACUCACAUUUCUUAAACCUUACAAAAUAAAAAGCACAAACUUAAGAGCAGAAUGUAUAGACAGAGUUGAACACAAUCAGGAAUAUCAUAAGUAGACUCUUUGAUAUCUUUAAAUGUUUUAUGGGCCAUUGCAUUUUGAUAGAUUUAUCUGGGAGAAUUAUAAAUCCAAACGCAUAAAUAAAGGAUAGACAGGUUGCGAACAGCAGUUAUGACUCAGUAUGCUAUUAAGAUCCAGUUUAUCUUACAAGGAGAAUAGUUUAUAAACACCUGGAGAUUACAUUCCCUUACGUACAGUGCUUUUUCCAGAGGAGCUGGAAUGGACCUGAGGUCAAAUUCAGGGUUUUCUUGUUUAGUUGUGCAUGUAUGCAUUUGAAUUAGCAAUGCAAUGACAGCAAGCUCCAAGCCAUUGAAUUCUCAUGCAAAUUCUGAAUAUUAAAAUGAGGACUAUGCACCAGAGCUUGCAUUGGACAAUCAGAAACUCAGUUGGAAAGAAGAUUAGGCACAAUAUGCAGUAAUUCAAGCUUGUGUAUUAUCUUGUUUUAAAAUAAAUAUAAACCCUUUAAGUGCACAUCUGUGUCAGAGUAGAUUGUGCUCCCAUUUUUAAGGAAUACUAAUUUUAUCUCUCCUUUAACCUCAUCCUUUCUGGUUGAAACUGCAGUGUUUAGUUUUUUGAGAGGCUGAGAUUGAAGUUAAAGGGGAUUGUUCUGUGCUGUGUUGAGACUGUCUUAAAAUAUGGCAGUGAACAAUUUCAGUUGUUCUUCUCUCACCCCGCACUCCUCCCCCACCGCAUCCCUUUACCGUUCUCAGUCCUGUCAGGUUUCAGGCAGGAUUGAGGAAAUGCUGUUUGCUGCUUUUGUGAGCCAAAUGGACUCAGAAAAAUAGUGGGCAUGAGGGAUCUCUGACUCCCUCGCCAGCAAGAGGGUAAUUGGCUCCAAUCACUACAUCAGGAAAGCUGAAACCGAUGACAAUGUUAGAACACCUGAACUUUGCAGGGAGUGUUGUACUUUGUUAAAUUACUAAUGAAACUCUCUUGAUUGUAUAACUGGAAGCAAACCAUUGUUUUAUUUUACAUCUGUAUAGAUGAAAUAUGGUAAACAGAAAGUUGCAGCUCACUGGGAAACAGUGCCUUAUUUAAACUGUACAUAGUUGUAAAUCAGAAAGAUUAGAAGACAGAAUAUUAGUUGUAUAUGCUAUAAAUAUGUACUGUGUUUACCAUUUCCCUAAUAAAGAAAUUCAG